Messenger RNA from Botrytis cinerea B05.10, 687 nucleotides. RefSeq lists its product as hypothetical. Bases 77 to 307 code for a protein of 76 amino acids. NCBI's taxonomy places the organism in Eukaryota, Fungi, Ascomycota, Leotiomycetes, Helotiales, Sclerotiniaceae. The transcript has 3 exons. The record is from RefSeq and is a predicted model, not a curated record.
GACUCACGAUUGCCUUUUUUCUUUCACUACCAAAAUCAGUUGCCUUCUUUUCCUUUAUUUCGUUCUUUUUGUCGCCAUGAUUUCCACUGCGCCCCCUCAAAUUAUUGACGGACAUUAUGUGGACCCGCGAAAAUUGAUUAGCCUGUUGCAACGAGUGUAUGGGACAGUUGAUGGUAACAACAAUUUUCGAGUCGAGUUGAGAUUAAAUCGCUACAAGAUAUAUGGUCCUUCUGAUGAUGAUAAUGUUAAAACGUUGACCGAGGAACAAAUCCAAGACUGCCGAGUAUAUAGAAGGCGCAAUAAUUAAUCUGGCGGGCUUCGAAGAAAAAUAGCUCGUUAUAUCUCAUUUAACUUCUUGCUCAUUAUGAGAUAUCAUAAUUCUGCCAGUCUCCUAGUCAUGGAGUUUGGGUGGUGUUCAAUUACAUUAGGAGCUUGGGAAAAUUGGUGUUCAUCUCCGGGCUAGAAAGUUCAUCAUUAUUUAUCUUAUCAUUGCAAUUAAAUUCAACGUUCUAGAUACGUUUACAGAAAUCAUAUGAGAACUCAAAAACUGAACUGCCUACCUUAUUCUCAGAUUACAACCUAGACUAAGAGCUGGGAUAUCGAUCAUAAUGCUGAUCAGUAGACGACUAUGGUCAAACACCGUGAUAUUUUCGAAAGGAAAUUCGCCCUUUGAACGACGUGUUAUCA